Molecule: messenger RNA, 5213 nt
Organism: Cydia fagiglandana
Lineage: Eukaryota; Metazoa; Arthropoda; Insecta; Lepidoptera; Tortricidae
Exons: 14
Coding region: 229-3873 (1214 amino acids)
Molecular function (GO): protein binding
Source: RefSeq, a predicted model, not a curated record
CGUUUUGUCGCUUUCUGCGUAUUCGACACUUUUCUUUGUGCAUGCAAUAAAAUGAAUUAUUGGCAGUGUGCGGAAAAAAACCUUAUUGAAUACUUACAGAAACAUCUGUAGGUUGCAUAGACUUGUAUUUAAAAAAGUGGGAAAUUUGUGUUAUCAUUAAUUUGUUUUUAGUAGCUUUUGUUGACAGUGUGAUAGUUAUGUUAUUUAUGUUAGUACCAUUCUAAGACCAUGGCAGAGGAAUCCGACCCAAACCAAUCGAACCCGAAAACAUAUGAGAACGGAUGGAUUGUCUGUCGCUCUCAAAAGCGCCCGGGACUAUUGUAUAACUUUAACACCUUGACAGGUGAAGCGCAGUGGCGAGAUCCCGACAAAAAUGGACAUCUUACUGCCAUCGUGGAUAAAAACAAGGUUCCAUUUGACUGUCAUGAACCAACUGAGCCUCCAAUGGAGCCAAUACCUCAUAAACAGCCAACAGUCACACAGGGCAACCCUGCCCCAAACAUUUACAACAAACAGAUUAUAAAUAAUCAGUUUCCAGCUAAAUCAUUUACAUUACCUCCUUUUGGCAAUUCAGCUUGUGGCACAUAUGGAGUAGACCCUGGCCAGAUAAAUACUAUAAAUGUUCCACCUUUUUGGGUAACAAGAACACCAACAGGAUCUCAAGUCAUCCUUGGUCAUCUAACAUCUUUGAACCCGUUACUUACUUAUGGUGGCCUAGAAAACAUACAAUUUCCAAACACAUCAAUGCCUUUGAGUAAUAGAUUGCAAGUUUUAAACCAGUUAAACACUGGAAGCACUGGUAUGAAUUUGCCAUAUGAAGGUACUAGUAAUCACGACAGUUAUAGCCACCAACAGCCGCAUCAACAUUUUAAACCAUGGCAUAAAGUGAAGCAUAGAAGACCUGUAAAAAAUAAUUUAAAUGGACAUACUGAUCUAAGAAGUAAACUGAGUAGCAGAAAAAGGCAGGACCUUAAUGCUCAUGAAGCUAACGAUAAACCUGAAGUGAAAAAGGAAGAUGCAUUAGUUAUUGUCACAAAAGAUGAACUAAAUCCAGAUGAUAAUGAUGAAUGGUUGGAGGCACAUACUGAUGGUGAAGGAAGAGAGUUGAACAUGGACAUUGAGUGCUUUUGGGAGUUGGCUGACAGUAGCACAAGUCGCGACUGCUGUUAUAUUAUACCCACCACAAGAGUUCUGCUCAACAACAUGCGAUUCUUGACCAGUCUUGUGAUAUCAGACGAUCGUAUCCGACUAUUGACGCCGCGCGACGUGGUGCGUGCGCUGCGUUGCGCUGCAUUCUCGAGCAACGAUCGCUUGGCGGACUACGCGAGCCGCGCCAGGACGUUCGCCAUUCGCCAGAUGAGGAAAAUUCCAGACAAUUUAAAGGACACACCCAAUGUCAAAUCCUGUUUGGAAUUAAUUGCUCCCGAUAUACACGUGGUUCGUCUUGUUGACGAAAAGGAUAUGCUGAAUCAAGAAUCUAUCAAUGAUGGUACAAUUACAGUUACUGAACUAAAGCGGUAUUUAACACGAACUUCAACCCCGAAAGCAACACCUGUCCCCAAAAUGCAUACUAUCUGCGAACAAAUUAAAAUAACAGUACCAAAUACCGAGGUUCAACCUGAGAGUUCACCACAUGUAGCGGAACCCCAAAUCCAAACACAAGAGAGCUUAGAGGGCCCUAGUAUAUGCAAUGCAACUACGAAUUCAACCAACCUAGAAUCCCCAAGAUGUGACACUGAAAAACCUGGACAGAAAGAGAUAGAAAUCAAAACUGAUCUGCCAGAAAAACGAACCGCAAACGCGUGUGUACAGACAGAUUUUUAUUUUAUAACACCGUCAUUUGAGAUAAACCCAAAUAAAAAUAAAACCAGCGAAGCGGCGAAUACCGUAAAUGAUUUGUGUGAUAAGAAAACAAAUUUAAAUUUCACGUCAUUAGAAAAAGGGCACAAUGAAAUUAAAACCAGUUCUAUAGAAGUUACAGCAGAAGCUUCUGAUAAUAAAGUAACAACAGGAGCGCCACGAAAAAUCAGAUUGAAAAGGCUGCAACAUUCAAAUGUUAGCUGCAACACAGAGGAGAAAAAAGCUUUCAAAUGGCGCAAGAGAAGGAACCAGCAAGCAACGGUGGUCGAACACGAACAGGGUUAUCCAAAUAGCAACAACAGCAGUACAUCUUCCACCGGCCUCCUAACCCAACAUAAUGAUGACUCCAUGGAUAACUGCAAGUUUAGCGACGCCAGUGCAACAGAGGCGAUGGUCGAUGAAUCGUCCACGUCGGGUGUAAUUUCUAAUUCCAUUGAUUCCGACAGGCAACCAAUCCAAAAUGAAUUAAACACGGACCCAAGCAUUGUAGUUUAUGAGGUUACAAGUGAUUAUAUGACAGAUCGUCUUAUCUUGAGGAGCGAUGAGUGGAUGUCACGGUUUGUCCAAAUAAUGGAAGAAGUUCUUUCUCAAGUGCUCCUAUUGGACCCGCCUUUCGUAGACGCGACUUUGCCUCCGCCGUGGACUUUCUACGAGGCUACGGUAUGCGUUAAACGGAAAUUUACAAACGAACCAAAAAUCGUCUAUGCUUCCGAUAAAUUGGCUAUAUUCCUAUUGAAAAUAAACGAUGAUAGAGGGAACUUAGUGACAAAAUUAAGCCCUACAGAUUUCAUGAAAAUGUACACCUUUGGCGUAAAUUUAGUCAAUAAACUGCAGUCGGUGUUGAAAGAUUGUGAAGAUGUGCACAUAGCAUCUCAAAAUUUAUCUCAAAUGCUACGCGACAUUCGGGAGCCCGAUUUAGACGAGUCCGAUAUUGAAACAUUCAAUUACGACGAUCCAAACCACUCGCCCACUUUCAGCGAAGCGGUGACAGAUAUGUCGACAAUAAUCUCAGGCUUCCCUCCUAUGCCAGCCACCAACAAAUGUCCAGAACACAAAGAGAAAAGCCAGUCGUGCAACAACUCUCCGGCAAGAUAUAGUCUAAGAUCCAGUCACUCACACUCACAGCAGAAGAAGAUAGAGGAGGAAGUACAGACACAGACUAAUGCACACAGUAAUGAAAACAAAAAAUAUACUUUGUUUUCUAGUCUUGGACUGCAAAAAAGGGAGAUCAAGGUUGAUAGUAAUAUUACUAAGACAAUUUCUAAUUAUCCCAAAGACCAGCAACCCAAACCACCUUCACCUUUACAACUAACACCUGAAGCUUCCGAGAAUUCCCAAAGCGCAAAACCAAAGAUUGUUAGAAAUUUUAAUAUAUGCCCCGAAUUUGAGAAAAGAUUAAACGGCGAAAUCUGUAGUAAUGCUGCUGACAAUAAUAAUUCCGUCGAAAUUGAUUAUCUAGCUGAGAAUUAUAUGCCAGAAAAUAUGCAUAUUGCAGAAGACUUUGAUUUAGCAGAGUAUGGUUUUACCAAUAAUGAAAUGUAUUAUUAUAACGGUGCCAUGUCUAAGACGACGAAAAUGGAUGUUGACCUGAACUAUAAAUGUAGACAACCGCCUAAUGCUGAUUUCAAACUGAAACAGGUUGUUAGAAGAGUAACAUACAAAUACCGCAGAUGGUUAAUAGAUUUGCAAACAUUCUGCGAGGCUACAAAUGCAACCAUUAAAAGUCUAGAUAACCAGCAACAGGAGUACCAAACCAAUGUGAAGAAGAAGAUCACUAAAGUCGGCGAACACGCUAACAGUGUGUGUCGCCGUUUGAAAUGCAUAUUAAACCGCGACCCCAGCGUAACGAGUAACAAAUUCCGCGAUAUGUUGAAGAGUUACGGAAUCAUUGAUUUUAAUAUGAGCGACACACAAAUGGCUGAAUAUCGAAAGUUAAUUGAGAACUAUCUGGAACUGGCGGAACGACUAUUAACAUGUGUGACGCGACUUGCAGAGGCUGUAAAAGCGAAAUGACGGCAUUUACAUUGUUUACUGUGAGUCCAGCCCUGACCAAUCGGCUCGUAGACAAGAAACACUGCUUAAUUUGUUUUUAUUAGUAGUGUGUUAAAGAGAUAGAUCGUGCUAUUUGCGACUUGACAGCCAGAACAGUGUUGUUUGUUAGCCUAGUCCAAGGAGCAAGUCGUGUCACGUGUAAGUAUGUUGUUUGUAGAAUAAUAUGUACCACGGAAACUUUUGAUGUAAGUAUUUGACGUGAAAUAUACAGUCGGCAGCAGAAGUUGCUAAGCGGGUCAGGUGUUCAAAAUGAUAUUGACGCGACUUUAUUGUUAAGAGAAUAAGAGCGUGUCAAGGUAAUUUUGAACACCUCGCCCGCUUAGCAACUAUUGCUGCUGACUGUACAGAUACUGAUCUGAUCUGAUCUGAUCAGGCAUAGGCGUAGCGUUAAAAAGUGGAUGUAUUUUACACCCGCUUAUAAAGUUAUGUAGGUAGUAUUUUAUCCUACAAAUUUUAUUUUUGUUAUAACUUUUAAUUGUAUAAAAGUAUAAUGUGAUUCUUAAUUGUAAUAUAAUAACUAAUAAGAAUGGGAAACUAUACUGCGUCAAGCAGAUCUUGUCAGUAGAAAAAGGCGGCAAAUUUGAAAAAUGUAGGCGCGAAGGAUUAUCGUCCCAUAGAAAAUUUGAAUUUCGCGCCUUUUUCUACUGACAAGAUUUGCUUGACCGUCUAUAUAUGUAUUAAAUAUUACAGUUCCCAUAAUAUUUGUUGUGAGAGUACACUGGUAAAAUUUGAUUAUUCCUUCUUCAGCUAAGGGUGGUAUCCUACCUGUUCAAUUUUCCAUUCAUCCAUUUGUCCAGUGUGUGUUUGCAUCUGACAUUUAGCUUAACACAUUCACUGCCAUCAACGCAUAUGUGCGUUCACCGUCAUACAAGUUUGCUCCUAGGCCACUUACCUAUAUUAUUGCGCGCUUUGCCGGGAUAUAGUAUUAGCUAAUUCCCAGUGGCGUAGCUAGCAUGGGUGGCACCCGGUGCGGAAAUUGUGGGUGUCACCCCAAAAUUCAAUCAAAAUUGUGAAAUAUAUUUAAAAAGAGUAAUUGUAAUUUUUGUUAAAUAGCUCAGGAUUUACUCCAUCGCUUUCAUUUUACGAAUUUUUAUAGGUGGCACUACUGGAUGUGAUGUUCACGGUCGGGUGUCACCCCUAAAUGGGUGACACCCGGGGCAGCCCGCCCCCGCCGCGCCCCCCUAGCUACGCCACUGCUAAUUCCUACUAUGUGUCGACUGCCUGAUAUUGAUACAUGUAUCGUUGAUACGCCAAAACGAUGUGGAGUGGAGCAAUAUUGCAGUGACUUUCACAGCAGUAGG